Molecule: messenger RNA, 3973 nt
Organism: Diachasmimorpha longicaudata
Lineage: Eukaryota; Metazoa; Arthropoda; Insecta; Hymenoptera; Braconidae
Product: dynein assembly factor with WD repeat domains 1-like
Exons: 8
Coding region: 234-1487 (417 amino acids)
Biological process (GO): mRNA splicing, via spliceosome
Cellular component (GO): U4/U6 x U5 tri-snRNP complex
Molecular function (GO): protein binding; U4 snRNA binding; U6 snRNA binding
Source: RefSeq, a predicted model, not a curated record
GCUGCCAGAAUUGUGCAAUAAAACUUGUAGUUCCCAAAGCGGCUCGCAAUAAAAGUUGUUAUUUACGUUAAAUUAUUCAUUAACACAGGGCGCCGCUAAAUUGUAAUUUUGUGCAUAAAAACGUGCAAUCAAUUUAAAAGCUCUAAACGCACCUGCUACAGCUUUUCUAUUCUCUUUUUUUUCUUCCUCGCGGUGUAUAUAUAUUUUUUGUUCCAUCGUGAUAAGAAUCGGUAAUGAGGCUACUGAAGUUUUUACUGCGUUACUUUCCACCAGGUAUUGCACUCGAGUACACACAGGGUGGUGAUAUUAAAACUAAGAUGAUUGACCUUUUGGAUCUAACCGCAAAAACGGAUAUUAAAGCUUUGGCACGGAGUAUAAAGGAUGCUGAGCCGGUUAUAACGGAGAGUGUGAUGGAUCAGCUGGAGGAGACACUGCAGAGGCUUCAGAGUAAAGUAUGCGACACGAGUGUAAAGCGUUAUUACAAAUAUAAGACACUGCAGACUCAUCUUCUACCGCUGACUAACAUUGGCUUUGAUAAAUUAGGUAAAAGAUGCCUGACGGGCAGCUAUGACCGAACUUGUAAAGUUUGGGACAUUGACAGUGGAAAGGAGCUUCUUACUCUCCAAGGCCACAAAAACGUAGUCUAUGCCGUGUCCUUCAACAACCCGACUUCUGAUAAAAUCGUGACUGGAUCAUUCGACAAAACAGCGAGUGUCUGGUGCUCACGAACUGGCAAUUGUCUUGUAACACUUUGGGGCCACGAUGCCGAGGUAGUUGUGGUGAGAUUCUCACCGAUUAACCACAACAGAGUUGCCACUGGAUCCAUGGAUGGAAGUGGAAAAAUUUUUCAUACAGAAUCCGGUCAGCAGUUGGGUACGUUGAAGGGCCAUAGAGGUGAAGUUAUAGCGCUCCAAUAUAAUGACGAUGGCAAUCAAAUAAUAACUGGGUCGUUCGAUGGGAGUAUUGGUAUUUGGGACACUAGGACUUACACACGCACGAGUGCUUUAAUCGGUCACGAUGCUAAAAUAUCAAACUGCAUAUUCAGCUUCGACUGCUCGAUAAUAGCAUCAUCGUCUUUAGACAAUACUGCCAGAAUUUGGGAUGCCAGAAUGAACACAUGUCUCGCCACCGUAACGGGCCAUGAGGACGAAGUUUUGGAUGUGGCGCUUGAUAACCGAGGGUCAAGACUGGCCACUGCUAGCAGCGAUGCAACCGCCCGGCUGUGGGACAUUACUGGUGAAUUUAAAGAGAUUGCUGUACUCGAAGGCCACCACGAGGAAGUAUCAAAAAUUUGUUUCAGUCCAAAUGGUCAUCAAUUGCUGACCUCAUCCUUGGACAGAACCGCGCGUCUAUGGUCAACCGAGUCCGGACGAUGUUUGCAGACACUGGCUGGACAUACCGACGACGUUUUCAGUUGUGCUUUCUCGUACAAUGGUGACACCAUUGUCACAGCCAGCAAAGACAAUACAUGCACCAUCUGGAGGUGACUCGACUGGUUUCAAGUGCUGCCCUAGCUCCUAUUGAUCGUUCUCUUUAUCAGUUACGUUGUUUAUUUUUUUGUUCUUUAAAAUGUCUUCCGUUAUGAAUCUGUAUUGGACUGAAAUGAUUUUUGAAUCGAGACGAUUUGAAUUUGAUGUGUUAAGUGCUAAAUCCCAGUGUGGGAUUAGGCUAUAGGAUGAACAGUUAACUGUCCAUGAAAUUUAAUUUUCGUUUUUACCGUGUUCAUUCGCUUAUUCCCCCCAAUUACAAGCUGAAUAAUUAAAAAUUGCUGUAGAAACGCUGUCGCCUUUUCCGUUUUCCAGAGCAACUAUUAUAUUAAAAUCGUGGUAAAGUGAAAAAUUAAUUUGAUGUGUAUAAUGGAGAUGGAAGAAAAUGGAGGGAUUUAAAGGACUUGAAUUUCCCCAGAGAACUUAAUUCGAAAUUAAUCGGGCAUAUCCCUGGCUUGAUUUCAUCAUAAAAUUCAAUAGUAAAAAGUCUGAAUGCUGCAAUAGUUGAGUAAUCCAUCAUGACGUAAAUAAAGUGAUAAAUUUAGAAGAAUCCGAUUAGACUCAGUAGAUAGGAUUCCACUCGGAACUUAGCAAAACAAUGUAUCCCAGAUACCCUGAGCCAACAAUACGUGAAUUAUUUCCCAACAUGCCUCACUUACAUCAAUCACACCAAUGCAAUAAGAUUUGUUAUACACCGACUCGCGAUUAAAAUAAUGUGAACAGAAUUUCGCUGGGCAAUAAUGAGACUGCAAGACAUUUCUAGAAUGCACAUUUAUGACUGUUUAUCUCCGAUGGUGUGACACAGUGGGGUCAGAUGAUAAACUAGAACCCCAGCAGAUCGAAGUGUCCACUACCCCCUGAAGUGAUGUAGGAAUGUUAUUGAAGGCUCUUGCGUGCAUGAUAAACACUGAGCCCAUGGGUUGAACGGCAAAGCCACUAUUCAGGUGCAUAACAAAUGGCUUGUAAAUAAAUACAGUACAAUCAGAUUUCUAUGUACCAUCGAUGCAAACAAGAUCCCUUUAUGUCAAACUACGAGAUGAUCAUUUAUCCACGAUAUUGAUAAUAAUCAUGUUAUACCCGUUGGGUUGAGACACAUUAAGUGAUGAAACUCCGUGAUUUAUGGAGCCCUCGUUGUCGAUGUAAAGGUGAUAGUGGAGAAAGUUGGGUGAGGGAUGUAAUGGGGUGCAUUCUGUGAAAUCACAUUAAAACUACAUCUAUCGGUUUUGAUGGAGUCGUCAACUUUCAAUGUGAAUAAUUACACGUAUAUUAAAUUAUGAUACUAUGAGAUAAUGAAUUUUUUGUGGGCCCUAUGCAUUCGUUGACUUUUUAAGACGCUUUUACAUGCGUUAAAAAUGUUAUUGUGAACCGAAUUUUAUCGUUCAUCAUAGUCAAAUGGAAAUGUCCAGUCACCAUGAAAAUAUCUUCGGGUGGAAAAAUGUUUUACGUACGUCCGGUUGGAUUUUGGGUUAAUAGGAAAUACCGUGUGCUAUCAGUGCAUUCUCUGGUACUGUGUUGGGCGCGUAGAGCCACCAAAACGUGACACUCAGCGGAAAUCAAACGGCUUAUCUGGCCUUGAACUUUCGAUCGUCGUUGGAUUAUUCGGAACAAUCUCCUGGUACUGGCUAUUUAUCAAUCAAAUCGAACAUAAAUUCAACACUCAAAUUUCAAUUACAUUACAAUGGAAUAGUUACUAUCGUCUCGGAUCUAUGAAUAAUUUGCUACGAUGAAAUUCAUAAAUGGUGGAAUUUUAAGGGGUGUUGCAAUAUGUUGUAGGGGAUUUAUCGUUUAAUGAGGAUAAGUAAUGGCAUAAUUCAAGUUAAUCUCCUCGGGUGUUUUCAUUUCAUAGUGCGUGCAUGACUACGUCAUAAGUGUGCAAAAUAUAUUAAUGAGCGUUGCGUAAUGAUGAAUAAAUCAUUCUAGAUACUAAACCAGUAGCGAAGUGGGAAAGGGAACUUUAUUAGACUGGUUACCUGGUGCUUUCAUUAAAAAUCAGGGGGACAAAUUACCUCAGCAAUUCAGCUGUAUUUCCUGAAGACAGAGAUAAAACAUUUGAACUCAAGUUUUUUCUAAUGUGGAACUAAAUAAUUCCAAGCGAAUUUAUCAAUUGAGGUAUUGUAAUGUUUCAACAUCCCACGUUUCCUCAUCGAGUUUUCCGUGAUGUCUGGAAUUUUAUGAUUUUUUUUUUACCGGUAAAUCCUAUUCCAUGACCUUCUCGUGGCCUUCCUCAUGCAAUGGUCCAUGGAACUUAUUGCGUCCGACCGAAGCCAUUUAAAGUGCACUAUUUUUACAUUCUCUAUUUGCUUCCGAUCGUAAACAUUGUCCAUCAAUCGAAAAACUCAACGAAAACCAAUCUGCUUAGCACGCCCCGUUAAUGAGACGUAUCAGUAUUCUUGCGUAAUUAUCCUCUCUCAUUUAAAACGGUCCAGUGAAGAUUAACGCAUAGCUUUCUCACCGUAAGUACAUCGACCGGGGGAAGGAGGCCCGUA